CUUUCUCAUCGUCAGCCUCUUUUCGCAUUUGUCAGGUCUAGUGUCGAUGCCCAAGGCCCUCACCUCCUGUUCCUGCAUCCUCCUAAAACAAUAGCGGCACUUUUGUUGACAUCUCUCCGCAUUAUUCUUGUACUCUGCUCUUAUGGAUCCCCAUCCAUCCCUGUCUAGAACCACAUAACUUCAUCCACUUUCACGGAGGCAGUUAUCCGUCCCUGAAUGUUGCAUUAUUAAACACUGACGGCAGUCUCUAUAUCCGGAGAAGCUUAUGGCCCCAAGGAUGGCUUAUGAUAUUAUCGAACCCUUGCACUGACGCCUUGUUCCUCAUUCUUCCCGGCUAUGGCGCAAUCUCCAUAUCUCGCCCAACAGCACUCUCCCCAGUCCUCUCCUUCUCAGUCUUUGCGAGCGGCUAGCCCUCCGGCCACCGUCGAAACAAUCGUCUCGUAUCUAGUUGCGUCCAAACGGUCAUUGGGCAGCAUCCACCUUGUUCACCGAGCCACAAACAUCCUGACAGAAGCACGUGCUUCCAUUGAAUCUACCACUGCCCUCCUCGCAAAGACAACAUACCUGCGUCGUUCGUUAGCUUCACAACUCAAGAUUCUGCGUGGGGUACAGUAUGAGCUUGACUCGGCUGCUCAAACCAUUCAGCAAGAGUUUCAGACCAUAAUUCAAGAGUUGGACGAUACCGGAGCAAGGCUGCUACAAUGUAUAGAUUUCUUGAAGGAGACAUCCAUCGAGGAAGCCUUCAAAUCCACCACCGAAGCAGAAGGGGUCACAGGUAAGGUCACAUUACACGACUUCGUCGACGACAAUGGGGUGGAACAAAUCAAACAGGCCAUGAGAGCCGCUAUAGAUAACGUGCAGAACGAUGAGCACGAAAUAAAUCAAUCCAUACAAACCCUCGAGGAGGAUCUACAAUCCAUCAACGAUGUCCUCGUCAAUCGCACCAAUGAUUCAGGGGCUGAGAGUGAUCUCAAACAGCCGACCAUCUCCGCCACCCUCUCUAUUCUCGAACACCACGCCAAAGAAAUGGCACAGGGUCUGGAAAGUCUAGUCAAGCAUUUCGAUUUGUGCGUCACUGCCAUCAAACACACCGAGGGCUGCGGUGAAGCCGUCGUCCAGACCAUGAACACCAAUGCCGAAGACCUUCCUGAAGCCGUCGGUAUGGGCAUGGAAGAGUUACAGGCGCCGGCACAGCCCAUGAACGAAGAAGAACGAUUGGAGAUGCUUCAAGUUCUCGAAAACGACGCAAACGAAGUCGACGAAGUGGUCAUGGAGCUCCAGGAUCGGCAUGCCGAGAUGGAAGCUCAACUGGAGAGGAUUGUCCCGUGGCGCGAGCAGCAAGAGAAUGUCUAUGCAGACGUCACCACCGCGUUUCGCCUCAUGGACAAAAUCUCAGGUCGGUUAUCAGGAUACGUUGCAGAAACAGCACGGCACGCUAGUCGGUGGAACGAAGAGAAGGCCAAGAUCGAAGAUGGAAUAGGCGGAAUGGAAGAAUUAUGCAGCUACUACACCAACUUCCUACACGCCUACGACGGCCUGAUUGUCGAAGUGGACCGGCGCAGAGCGGCGAAGAAGGCCAUGGAACGCGUCGUCGUCCAAGCUCAUAGUCAACUCGACCAGCUGUACGAGUCUGAUCGGCAGUUACGUGUCAAGUUUCGAGAAAAUAUGGGCGAGUUCUUGCCGGGAGAUAUCUGGCACGGCGUGAAUGACUUGCCGCCACGGUUCGAGAUCAACAGGGUCGACGAAGGGUUUGAAGCCAGUGUACCCGAUAUACCCAGGCGGACGGUCGAGGAGGCCGCAAGGAGAUUUAGUAAAGGGCGAUGAGAGAUGUAUUGGACCACCUAUAGUAAUUGCGACGACGGAGGUUGAACGGAGGUUGCCUGCCUGUAUGUGAGAGGAAAGGAAGAAUUAGCGAAAGUCCAUUGCCAGAAACGUAAUGAAUGUGAUUAAUCAUGAUGAGAACAACGG
Messenger RNA from Exophiala oligosperma, 1968 nucleotides. RefSeq lists its product as uncharacterized. The coding region runs from base 337 to 1824 and encodes 495 amino acids. The transcript has a single exon. Gene Ontology annotation, biological process: autophagosome assembly; autophagy of mitochondrion; activation of protein kinase activity. Gene Ontology annotation, molecular function: protein kinase activator activity; molecular adaptor activity. Lineage: Eukaryota; Fungi; Ascomycota; Eurotiomycetes; Chaetothyriales; Herpotrichiellaceae. Gene Ontology annotation, cellular component: Atg1/ULK1 kinase complex; phagophore assembly site. The record is from RefSeq and is a predicted model, not a curated record.